AUGGCUGCGCCUCCUAAUGAACUCUUCAUCGUCCUCUCCGGCUUCGGCUUCUUCUUCUGCGCCAUCCCGUUUUGGUGGCACCUGCAAGCGUGGAAUGCCGGGACGUGCUUGUUCAUGUUCUGGACGGGUAUUGGUUGCCUGAACGCCAUGAUCAACGCCAUCAUCUGGAAUCACAACGUUGCCAACAUUGCGCCUGUCUGGUGCGAUAUCUCUACGCGCUUCAUGGUAGGAUUGAAUGUCGGUCUCCCAGCCGCCGUGCUCGUGAUCAUGCUGCGUCUGUGGAAGAUCGCGUCGCUGCGCUCCGCGCAGAUCACACCUGGAGAGAAGCGGCGCGACAUGAUCAUCGACAUUUCCAUUGGUCUUGGGCUCCCCAUCCUCAACAUGGGCCUUCAGGUCGUCGUGCAAUCCAACCGCUUCAACAUCUGGGAAGACGUCGGCUGCUUUUGGAACACCUACCCGACCUGGGUUUCUUGGCUCAUCGUCUACCCCUGGCCCUUCAUCAUCAGCGUCUUCUCUUGGCUCUUCGGCGGCCUCGCGUACUACCACCUGCGCAACCGCGCUGUACAGUUCGCCGAGUUCGCCUCGUCCAACGCGAAGCUCAACCAAGGACGCUACAUGCGCUUGAUGUUCAUGACCACCAUCGUCCUUACGAUCUCGUUCAUGGACAGUGUUCAAGUGGUGUAUCAGAACGCACAGGCCAGACUGUUCCCGUGGAUCUCGUGGGACGACACGCAUGCUCAUUUCGGGUUUGUGGCGCAGACUCUCCGUAAGGAUACGCCUAGUUCAGCCGUCAUAACGCUUGAACUCCAGCGGUGGAUGCCAGUGAUCAGCGCCUUGGUGUUCUUCGCCUUCUUCGGUUUUGCGGACGAGGCGAGGUUGCACUACCGCAGGGCCUACAACUCCCUCGCACACACUGUUGCAUUCACGCACUCGACGGCUUCUGGAUCGCCCAACUCGAGCAGUUUCGGGAACAUGAACGCCUCGCAGUUGAACAUCUCGGUCAACAAGGAAAGCUAUCGGUACCCGCCUACGAGCGCGACCAGUAUGGGUUCGCGGACGAUAAAAUCGAAGAGGGAUACGAUAGAUUCGUUCCUCGAUACCGUCACGCUUGCCGACGGCGGAUUGCGCGCGGACAGCCCGACGUUGCCCGAGGACAGCGACGCGCACAAGCGCUCGGGCGGGCCGCUGUACCCGCCCGGCCUCGGUCUCACGCCGCAGCUGUCGUUGCCAUCUGGUUUGCCGCCCACCAUGGCGAGCGAGUACCCGCCCACACCUUCCUCGCCCACGUACUACGAUAGCUUCCUCCACGCCGAAACCCCCGCCGAGCCCAAGUCCUUCUUCUUGACGCCCACACCGACAGCACACAGAUCGUUCCUCGAGACCGCCACACCACCCACCUCCGCGCCCGUCCCACCAGAGAGCCCGGCGCUCCGUACACCGGCCACGCCAAUUCUCUUCGCUGCGCCUGCAGGCCGUAACGACCAUCGAAACCCUGAAACGGCGGUGAAUGCGGAUACGGACAAGCCGUUGCCGCUCCCUCCGCGCUUCCUGGGUGUCGAUCCCAAUGCAGCGCCCAGGCAUAAAGCUGAUACACCACGGUCGGCGAAGACGUACUCGACAUGGAGUGAAGAUCCCCUCAUGACGCGCUCGGAUGCGGGCACCGAGUCGUUCGGGACGAUCGUAUAG
Peniophora sp. CBMAI 1063 is the source of this 1686-nucleotide messenger RNA. Lineage: Eukaryota; Fungi; Basidiomycota; Agaricomycetes; Russulales; Peniophoraceae. The record is from the annotation of a GenBank genome assembly.